Molecule: messenger RNA, 5394 nt
Organism: Dimorphilus gyrociliatus
Lineage: Eukaryota; Metazoa; Annelida; Polychaeta; Dinophilidae
Source: the annotation of a GenBank genome assembly
AAGUAAUUAAGAAUUUUACAAAGAAUUCUGUAUUUUGAUUUUAAUAGAAUUUUCCCUUUACUUUAAUCAAUCAAUCUCAAACUAAUAGUUAUAAAAACAAUUUAGCCUAUCCUCCAUCCAACCAAGAAGAUAAUUUGAUUAGAGCAAGAAGGGAAUUGAUUACUAAUGACUUGGAAGAGAAAAGAAAAUAAUGUGAAAUUUAAUACUUAGAAAACGAUAAAAUGUAAAUAACACCGAAGAAAAAAGUCACAAGAAUAGUAGAUAAAAUGAUUUUUUUUAAUAACCACGUGAUAAUUUAUUGUGGAUCAUUUGACGAAGAGAUAAUCCGAUUUUUUUAAUCGAUCGUAGUGGGAAAAUAUAUUAUUAUAGACACAUAUUUUAGCAAUUUACGAAACAAAAGUAAAAAAUUGUCAAUAAACUAAUCGUCUAAACAUGAAAAAGCUCUCACAAUAAGAGAAUUUAAAGACAAAAUCACUAAAAAGUUUUACUUUCACCCUUUGCCCUUAAGGUACGCAUGAAAAGAGAAAUUUUAAAGAAACUUUAAGAUCGAUAUGUUAUCAGCAUAAUGUCAAUCAAAGAACUGUAAUUUUUCUGAAGCGGAGAAUAAAAGAGGUAAAAAGAAUAGAAACAAAAAGAAAUGCUGGCAUCAAUCAAAUCAAUUUGUUAAUUAACGACGAAUUUGAAAUUGUCUAUCGAUUUAUUUUCAAAGGAAUCUAAAUUGUAUAGUCUGAAUAGUCUAGAAGGGCUAGUCGACUAUUCCAUUUAUACUAAAGAAAGAAUCACCUAAUUUAAAAAAUGGUUUAAGGCAAACGUGGAAGAUAUUAUCCAGCAGUGGUCAGGGUAUUGUUACCCAACUUUGGCAGCUUUGUUUAUCCUUGUUGUGAUAAAUUAUGGGGUUGAAAACAGAUUUCUUUGUACACGGGGAUCAUAUUUCAGAUUUAAAUUGUAGAGGAAAAUUGAUAACGAGGAAGAUUAGAUUUGAAUGAGAAACAGUCCUAUAUAAUAUCCCGAACACGUCUUCUAUUUCAUUUAACAAUCAUUUGAUAAAACCUGUCAUGAAUUCAAUUUCAUAUGGCUCUCAUUAUGUUUCAAUCUUAUUAAAUUUCAUAUGUUUAAAUGAAGAUUUCGUCAUCAUUAAUCUUUAAAUAUAUUUAUUUUAAUUGCAAGUAUAAUUUCAUCGGAAGAGAAAAAACACUACUUACGGAAGAGUGAAAUUUUGAUGUAAUCCUAUAUAAAACAAUGAACAGGAAUGCAGUCAAUUCACCAUCGCUAAAAGAUUAUCAUGAUCUACGCUCAAGAGCUGAAUUAGAAAGAUCUCCUGCUGAACAUGAAUUGAUUAGUGAAAAUUAUGAACGAGGUUAUUAUAUAAAAUAUUUUCUGCAGCUAUAAGUUUAUAUUGCUAUCAUCUAGAAACUAGUGUAAGUAGCCCUAUGGGACUGAAUGAAUUAAGUACAAAGUAUAUGGAGAUUUUAAAGCAAAGAGAAAAAGAAAGAGAGAUAUUUCGAAAUCUUCAGAUUAGGUUACGUACACGUGAGGGACAAUUUCGAAUUCUUCGCCAUGCUAUGGGAGAUGCUACGAUAACUAAGAUAUUAACAACAGUCAAUUUACCGAAUAUCUGUUUAGGGCGAAGGCUUAAUGAAAGUAACUUGGAAGAAAGAUUUAUGGAUGCUGAAGAUAAAAUUCGUCAAAUGCAGAUCGACUAUUCAGGAACUCUACAUAAACUAGAAGAACUAAGUGCUAAUAAACAUGAUCUAUUAGAUGAAAUAGAUAAACUGGAGGAAAAUAUAAUAGACUCUCAAAAAAGUUUACUUAGUGUUCAAAAAGACAACAAAUAUUAUAAUAAUAUGGUAAAAAGCAUUCAAAAAGGCAACCAGAAGACUGAUAAAGAGAUUAAGAAUGAUCUUAUUCAAAUUGUUGAAAUUCAAUUAGCUCAAAAACAAACACUGAUUGGAAAGAUUGCAAGUAUGAAUAAGAAACACAAAGAAUAUGAAAGAAUAAUCCGAUCUAUGAACAAAGAGUUAAAAACUGGCCAUGACCCUGUUCAAAAUCUACUUUUAAAGAAUAAAACUUUAAAAUUGGAUAAUGCUGCCUUAAAAGCUACCUCUUCUGAAUUAAGAGUGCUUUUAUAUCAUCAAUAUAGUAAAACAGAAAGUAAAUCUAAUUCAAGUGAAUCAUUUAAAGAAAGAGAUCAAUUACUUCAAAUUAUAAAAGGUUUGAAAGAACAAGUAAAUCUUAGAGAAAAAUAUGAGAAUUCAGAAAGACAAAAGUUAGUUACUUACCAAAUGAGAAUAUCUAAUUUAAUCUCUGAAAAGAAAAGGAUAGAAGUUCAAUGCCAAGAAUUGAAAGAUAAUUUACAAUCUCUUAUAGAAAAACCAAUCAAUAAUCCUGAUGAUCGUGAGAAACUCUUGGAAAGGAAAAUCUACAAAUUGACCCAAGAGCUAAUGGAACAAAAAUUACAGAAUGAAAAAUUGCAAGAUGAAUUAAGCAGUUUUCAAUCAUCCGACUCUUCUGAUGAUUGUAAUUCUGAGAAUAGUACAAAGAACGAAAUUAAGCGUUUACAUUUAACUAUUGACAACCUGAAGGAAAGAAACUUUGACCUUGAAAAACUCAAUAAACAGGCAGAACUGAGAAUAAAUUCUCUAAGAGCAGAUAUAGCCUCUCUAACUGAACAGAGUUCCAAGAUAAAUACGGAUGAUAUGCAAUAUAAACUCAUUCAAAUCGAAUCUGAGAAGGAGAAACUGUCUUGUGAAAAAAAUUUAUUAGAGGAGAAAGCCAAUCAAUUAGAAAACGAAGUGAAAUUUAUAAAAGAACUUCAGUUAGAGCUUGAAAAAGAAAAGAAAUUAAGACAAACUGUAGAAGAUCAAUUAUCAACUCUGAAGGAGAGUGAAAAAAAUGAGGAAAAUAAAAGGAAUAGAAAAGAUAUAGAGAAUGAGCUUGAAGAAGUUACUAAAGACAGAAAUAUGCUUAAUGAUAAAAUGUUAGAAUUAUCAGAUACUUUGCAAAAACUGAGAACAACUCAAGAGGAUAUGACAAAAAGAAAGAAUUGUUUAAAUGAUCAUAUAAAUCUAUCACAGGGGUUCACCGAUGAGAGAGUGAGAUAUACUAAAAAAAUUGAGACUUUGGAAAAUAAAUUAAAAAGUGCCGAAAAAAAAUUAACUUUAGAAGAGCAAAGGUCAAAUAAAGCUAAACUUACUGAGCUCUCUUUGGAAAAGGAAAUUAGGAUAUUAAGUAGGCAGAAUGAAAAAAUCAAACAAGAGAAUAUAGUUCUGAAAGAGAGUAAUCAAAGUCUACAAGCGGUUAGAGAAGAUAUUCAACAUCUCGAAAACAAGGGAAAGGACUUAGAGAGAUCUGCAAUGGAUAUAAAGAACAAGCAUAAAGAUGUUCAUAAACAAUAUAAACAUUUAAACGAUGAAAUGCAAAAAGAUAUUACCGAUUUGCACAAUUGCGUUUAUCACGCUGCACUAGAAAUGAAAGAAUUUAUGUCAAAUGGUGGUAAUUUCGAUGAUAAGGAAAUAAAAGAGAUCGUUAAAGAUUUGACAGAGGAAAAAAAAACACAGGUUCAAGUUAUUAACAAGUUGCAUGACAAAAUAAAGAGUUUGGACGAGGAUAUUAGACGCUAUGAAACGGAGAUUGCUAACUCUAAUAAGGUAAAUCAAAAUUUAGAGAAUUGGAACAAUGAACUCAAGAAUGAGGUAGAGAAGAUAUCUAAAAAACUCGAAGAAGAAUUAUCAGAAAGGGACAAAGUUGAAGGCGAGUUGGAUAACGUUAAAAAAAAUCUGUCAAUUUCCAUUGAAAAUUCUCAUACUCUAGAAAAUAGGAUAGCCUUAUUAGAGCAAAAUGGUCAAAAUAAAGAUAAACAAUUAGACGUUCUUGAGAAAGAAUUAGAAAUGAUAUAUCAAGAAUUAGAUCAUUUUAAAACUAAAGUUGCUGAAAAUGGAAUAGAAUUAAAGAAAAAAGAAGAAAUAAAUAUUGAAUUAAUAAAAACUUUAGAGGAAAUUAAAAGUGAAAAUGAAUGUUUGAAAAACGAAAGUCUUACUGCUUAUAAUAGUAAAACUAAUUUAGACGAGACUCUGUAUAGAAGUCAGCAAGAAUUGGAAGAAUUAACAAACGUAAACUUUGAGCUUAAACUUAAACUAAAACAGAAUGAAACGAAUGAAUUAAAAUUAAUUGAAAAGCUUAAAGAAUUAGAAACGAAAAUUAAUUCAAUUAAUAAGAAAUAUGAUGCAGAAAUUAACAAAAAAUUUGAAGAGCAACAAGAAUUAAAUUCAUCUCUGCUGAAUGUUCAACAGGAAUUGCAAAAUAAAAUAUCUGAAUAUGAUAAAUUAUAUAAACAACUCGAAUUAGAGAGGCAAUUUAAAUGUCAACUUGAAAAUGAUAAAAGAAAACUGGAUUUAUUAAUACAAGAUUUAAUUAAGGAAAAAGGACUUUUAAAGAGUACGAUAGAAGAUUUGAAAAAACAAAAUUUAAUUGAAGAAAAUGAUAAUAGUCAGACAGUUUCAACUCAUGAAAUUACAAGGAAAUUAAGUUAUUUAGUACAAGUAAAUUGUCAAAUAUGCCAAACUCAUAUUGAUAGUAAUGAUAAGUUGACAUGCGCUAUAUGCUGUAGAGAACUUUGUUCAGAAUGCUGCAGUCAAAGUGAAAUAUCAACAACCAAGUAAUACAUUGAUUCCCUUCUCUUCAUAUCAACUUAACAAUUCUACUAUAUUUAGUAUAACAUCUAGAUUUUGCGAUGAAUGUUACUCAUUGAGACGAAAGGAUGCCGAUAAUAUAAAUCAAAAUUCAUCUAAAAUCACUUGCGCUUCAAAUAAGGCAUCGUAAGUAAUAAUAUAAGUAGACAUAAAUAUCAUGAAGAGCUGACAUUAUCUAUGUAUCUUUUAGAGAUCACAUUAUCUACCCAUCUCGAAUGGUUGACAAAAAAUUGCAUAUGGAGGGACUUUCUCUUGGUAGAUACGAAGAACAUGUUGUACCUAUUUAUAUUGAUAAAAUAGGUACAAAAUUAAUCUGGAAAUUUCACUCAAAUCCAAAAGAUAUACAAUUAUCCUUAGAAUUUUAUAGAAAUAUAAAAGAAUUUGAUAAAGAGAAUAUUACUCAACAAGUUAUAGAACCAACAGUUUACGGUUGUUCAAAAAAAAUCUUUACAGGAAAGUUAAAUGUUCAUAAAGCUGGAUUUUAUGUUUUCAAAUUCAAUAAUAUUAUAAAUGAAGACAUCCACCAGAUAGAGAAUUAUUUAUCCUACGAAUUAUUGAUUGAUGAAAAGUGAGAGAAAGGAGAUUAUGAGACAAACAAAGCAUAUACGUUUUUCAUAUGCUAAACAGCUGUUAUACAACAUUAUAUAUAUAUUAUUUUCAAAUUUAUAUAAGAAGUAAAGAUACUUAAUAAAAUAUAAAAACCUAU